Messenger RNA from Fusarium vanettenii 77-13-4, 1260 nucleotides. RefSeq lists its product as uncharacterized. The record is from RefSeq and is a predicted model, not a curated record. The coding region runs from base 1 to 1260 and encodes 419 amino acids. NCBI's taxonomy places the organism in Eukaryota, Fungi, Ascomycota, Sordariomycetes, Hypocreales, Nectriaceae. Gene Ontology annotation, molecular function: transmembrane transporter activity. Gene Ontology annotation, biological process: transmembrane transport. The transcript has a single exon. Gene Ontology annotation, cellular component: fungal-type vacuole membrane.
AUGGAACAAGUGGUACGUCGAGUAUCUCCCCAGUCCAGUUUCAGCUCAUUGACACCUCCAGAUGGUGGAUGGAGAGCUUGGUGCGUCUGCUUCUCUGGUCAUUUGGUCUACAUGAACACAUGGGGUUGGGUUAACUCUUUUGGUAUCUUUCAGGCUUACUACGUUGACAAGCUCAAUCGAUCGGUGAGCGAAAUCUCGUGGAUUGGAUCCAUUAGUGUCUUUUUGCUGUUCUUUGUGGGAACCCUUACGGGACGGUUGGUCGAUGCUGGGUACUUUCGGUAUGUCUUCGUUACCGGCAUUUUGCUGCAGGUUGUGGGCGUCAUGGUUACUUCGGUGGGUUCCGAGUACUGGCACUUUUUUGUUGCUCAGGGAGUUCUGGUUGGACUUGGUCAUAGCUGCGUUUUCUGCCCUGUUCUUGCGGUGCUGUCAACGUACUUUGCUAGACGACGUGCUUUGGCUAUGGGCAUCGCUGCUUGUGGGAGUGCUACGGGGGGUAUGGUGUUUCCUAGUCUUGUGAGGCAGCUUCUGCCAAAGCUGGGCUUUGCUUGGACGUUGAGGAUCGCGGGUCUCACGCAAUUGCUGACGCUCUCUUUAGCUUUGGUGUUUGCCAAGCCUAGAAUCAAGCCUCGUGGUUCAAACCCACUCGUAGAUUGGUCUGCCUUCAAGGAUGUUGAGUAUGCCUUGUACGUUACAGCGUCCUUCUUUACCUGCUGGGGCGUGUAUCUCGCAUACUACUUCAUUCCUGCAUAUUCACAGAUUGCCCUUGAUCCCCCCCUCACAUACACUGAAUCCCUCGACCUGCUCAUGAUCCUCAAUGGUGUUGGUAUCGUCGGCCGUCUGGCAUCCAGCUGGGUCGCCGACCAUACAGGCGCCAUCAACGUAUUCGCACCGCACGCCCUCGCAGCGUCUCUACUGCUGUACUUUUGGAUGCUAGUGACAGACAAGGCAGGUCUGUACGCUUGGGCAGUUAUAUACGGCAUCAUUGCAGCGGCCAUUCAAAGUUUGUUCCCCACGGGUGUAUCAUUACUGACGCAGGACCUCAGCAAGAUUGGCGUCCGGAUGGGUAUGGCGUUUACGGUUGCGAGUUUCGCGGCGUUAACCGGGCCCCCUAUUGCAGGUGCUAUCAUUGAUGUUGAGGGAGGAUACUAUGGUGCGCAGGCAUUUGCGGGAAGUGUCCUGGCCAUGGGUGGAGGGUUGUUGAUGAUUGCCAAGGGAAAGCAUAUGCGAAGAACUGGGGCAGGGUGGAUGGGCAAGAUUUAA